UAAUCAUAUAGUACUUAUUUCAUUUUAUCUUGAGGCAAAUUCAAUAUUCUCAUUUGAAACUAAGAAACAUUGAACGUUUUUCAUAAAAACUUUUAAUUUUUGAGGGCAGAACCUGCAAACAGCCGUGUUCACGAUUUCAAAUUCGUUGCAGACGAAAUGUUUAGGUUCAUUUUCAUUGUUUUGUUUUAGCAAACGUUCCACAUGUCAUCACAGGCACGAAGCAUAGAUAUUGUUGAUAUUCUCGUUGAAUUUCUUGAGGUUUCAAUUCAUCAUCUGCUGUUUCUCAGAAAUCUCUAUCCCCCAUCCAUAUUUGUUCUACGAAAAAUGUAUAAUAUUCCUGUUCAGGUGUCUCAGCACCCUGGACUUAACCAGUACAUCAUAGAGACCUUACGGAGUGCAAAGGCAUUACUACGAAGCAGUCACUUGAAGUGCUUAUCAGUGUGCUUUUAUAGCGACAAUGAAAUUCCUAUUGAACGUUUUGUAUUUGAUAUCUUAAGCAUACAUGAAAAUUUUAGGAUAGAUCAUGACUUUUCUGACACAUACCUUGUGAAACUAAGGGAUGGCUUUCGUGCCUUCUGUUUGAAAGUUGCAGCUAUUGACAUGAAGCCUCUUACUGAAAAUUGUUCUUUCCAAAUUCACCUCCAAACCACUGAGCAAGGUUCUCAGGCACUUGCCAAUGACCCUGCCUUUGAGGGAUUUCCAUGGAUUGAGUUGGAAGCAACUGAAAAGGAGAUACCAGACCCACAGCUAGCACCUUUAAGAACAAUUGAAUCUGACUUUAUAAAAAUUCAGAUGUACAGAGAAAUGACCUCUAGAUAAAUACCAUUCUUCAGUUAUAUAUCUAGAUAAGAUCUAUUAAGAACAUUAUCAUUAAUGUUUGUGUUUGCAAUCAACAUUUUUAUUUAGUGUAAAGUUUA
This is a messenger RNA of Frankliniella occidentalis (western flower thrips), 917 nucleotides long. RefSeq names its product mitotic spindle assembly checkpoint protein MAD2B (gene PolZ2). The coding region runs from base 202 to 819 and encodes 205 amino acids. The record is from RefSeq and is a predicted model, not a curated record. Gene Ontology annotation, cellular component: zeta DNA polymerase complex. The transcript is spliced from 5 exons. Lineage: Eukaryota; Metazoa; Arthropoda; Insecta; Thysanoptera; Thripidae.